CUUAAAUGGCUUUAGAUGAAUCACAUGAACCCAACCAGCUUCACUUUCUUGUUGUACCCUUAGGCUCUCCAGGCCACUAUAUCCCCACCAUUGACUUGGCCAAGUUAUUAGCUCAACAUGGUGUUAGAGUCACCAUAGUCACCACUCCCGUCAACAACAUAAGAUUUGGGUCAAUCCUUAAUCAAGCAAUGCAAUCAGGUCUUCCCAUUAGUUUUCUUGAAUUCCAGUUACCAUAUAAGAAGUUUGGCAUACCAGAAGGUUGUGAAUGUUUGGAUGAUCUUCCUGAUUUGGGCUUGGCCAAUGCACUUUUCCUUGCACAAAGCUCACUACAACAAGAAGUUGAACAAUAUAUUGAAAAGCUUAAUCCUAAGCCAAGUUGCAUACUUUCAGGCUCAUUUCUCUUAUGGACAGGUGAAACCGCGAAAAAGUUUCAGAUUCCAAGGAUUGUUUGUGAUGGAAUGAAUUGCUUCACUCAGAUGUGUAACCAUGUGCUAUACCUUUCAAAGGUAUAUGAAAGUGUCAACGAGUCGGACUCGUUCGUUUUGCCCGGUUUGCCUGAUCGUAUUGAGCUAACAAGAGCUCAGCUAUCCUUUUUAUUCAAUUCGGGCUCCAAAGACGUGAAGGAUUUUAGUGAAAAGCUUCGGAUAUCUGAGUCUGAAGCGUUUGGAGUCGUUAUAAACAGUUUUAAGGAGUUGGAGCAAGAAUAUGCAGAUGCAUAUCAGAAAGUCAAAAGAGAUAAAGCUUGGUGUGUAGGGCCAUUAUCCUUAUGCCAUAAGAAUGCAUCAGAGAAGGUCCAAAGAGGUAACCGAUCCUCAAUCAGCGAAGGAGAACGCAUUAAGUGGCUAGAUUCUCAAGAAAACGGAUCGGUGAUAUAUGCCUGUUUAGGGAGCAUCAGUCGGAUUGAGCCUGUACAGCUCAUAGAGCUUGCUUUAGCUCUAGAAUCAUCAAAAAAACCGUUCAUUUGGGUAGUUCGCGCAGGUCACAAGACUGAAAAGAUACAAAAAUGGAUAGAUGAAGAGGGGUUCGAAGAAAGAACCAAAGAUAGAGCUCUACUGAUCCGUGGGUGGGCUCCACAACUGCUAGUCUUGUCACACCCUGCAGUUGGAGGGUUUUUGACUCAUUGUGGUUGGAAUUCAGCACUAGAAGGGAUAUCUGCUGGUGUCCCCAUGGUAACAUGGCCGCAGUUUCAGGAACAGUUCUACAAUGAGAAGUUAAUUGUACAAGUGUUGCGAAUCGGCGUUAGUGUUGGUGCGCAAAAAGUGGUGCAUUUGGGUGAAGAAGAGAAGUCGGGAGUGGUAGUGAAGAGUGAGGAUCUCAGGAAGGCUAUUGAGUUGGUGAUGGAAGAGGGGAAAGAAAGCGAAGAUAGAAGAAAGAGAGCUAGAGAACUCGGUAAGAUGGCAAAUGGGGUGAUAGAAGAGGGAGGAUCUUCCCAUAGAAAUAUGAUACGACUUCUCCAAGAUAUCAGGAACCAAUCUAGUACUAACAAUUCAUGCUAAGAAGAUUAUGUUCAAUCCAUAAUGAAAAUAAAUAUGUAAAAACAUUCAUUGAGCCACUGUUGGGUUUACUCGGGUUUGUUCGGGUCAUUGGUUCGGCACGUUAUCAGGUCACGAACUAAAUGGUUCGAUGGGUUUAAUUUAAUACUUUCUGCACGUCUUAUUUGUGGAAAACUGGGUCAUGGUUUGACCAAAUAAAAGGGAGAAGAAAUAUGGAUUGUUGAAGAAAUCCAAAGUCAUGGGGCAUGCAAAC
Molecule: messenger RNA, 1746 nt
Organism: Helianthus annuus (common sunflower)
Lineage: Eukaryota; Viridiplantae; Streptophyta; Magnoliopsida; Asterales; Asteraceae
Product: UDP-glycosyltransferase 73C4
Exons: 1
Coding region: 6-1496 (496 amino acids)
Molecular function (GO): UDP-glycosyltransferase activity
Source: RefSeq, a predicted model, not a curated record